Molecule: messenger RNA, 641 nt
Organism: Fusarium odoratissimum NRRL 54006
Lineage: Eukaryota; Fungi; Ascomycota; Sordariomycetes; Hypocreales; Nectriaceae
Exons: 1
Coding region: 492-641 (49 amino acids)
Source: RefSeq, a predicted model, not a curated record
CUUGACUAUCGGAUCUGUGAUACUUGAGACCUAAGGAAUCUGGAUCAGACAACGCAUUCUUUGUUAGAGCUCAAUGGCUCUCACUAUAGCUACAUGCUGAUAAGUCAGGAACACGCGGUCUAUCGACAGCUGUAACCUCAACCGGGACUUCAGCUGAGCAGCCACUCCUACACACUCGAUCCUUCGCCACUGGACUUCGAACGACCUCCGCGGCUCCGGCAACCCAGACGGAACUUGCGAAACGACUUUUUGAGAGAGUCAAUCUGAUCUGGAGCCAAGGCAGUGCCCUUUUGACACGGACAUAUUACAAGGGAUCAGAGACAUACGGCAUUUCAAUUGAGUGAUACAACAGGAACAAGACCAACUGGUACUUACGAAGUCGAAACGAGGCCUCGCAACGGCUUCAGCAGCCUUCAAGGACCUGGGGUAGGGAUACGCGGCUCCACACACUGGUAUGCCGAACUCCGCUGCACAUUCGUGUUACGGCGAACAUGGCCGGACCGCUCACAAAACGCAUGGAGAACGAUGAGAAAGCAAAUGAUAGACUGUUUAAAGGAGAGGAGCAUAACUUGAUCACUCAGGAGAUGAGUGACAUGACCAAGGCUGCUGCGACAUUGCCAUGUUCUCAAGCCAAAUCUUGA